AUGCGCGAGUUGGUGCACAUCCAGGGUGGCCAGUGCGGCAACCAGAUCGGGGCAAAGUUCUGGGAAGUCAUUUCUGAUGAACAUGGUAUAGAUCCUACAGGCACCUAUCAUGGAGAUUCCGACCUCCAGCUCGAGCGCAUCAACGUCUACUACAAUGAGGCCACAGGGGGCCGUUAUGUACCGCGCGCCGUGUUGAUGGAUUUGGAGCCAGGCACCAUGGACAGCGUCCGUGCUGGACCUUUUGGCCAGCUUUUCCGUCCGGACAACUUCUGCGGUGGCGGAUUUGGUCAGACUGGCGCAGGGAAUAAUUGGGCAAAAGGUCAUUAUACGGAGGGCGCGGAAUUGAUCGACAGCGUGUUGGAUGUGGUCCGCAAGGAGGCAGAGGGAUGUGAUUGCCUUCAAGGGUUUCAAAUGUGUCACUCACUCGGAGGCGGUACCGGAGCUGGCAUGGGGACGUUGCUCAUUUCCAAGGUGAGAGAGGAAUAUCCCGACAGGAUCAUGGAGACGUUCAGUAUCAUUCCGUCCCCAAAGGUUAGCGACACAGUCGUGGAACCAUAUAAUGCGGUAUUGUCUUUCCACCAGUUGGUGGAGAAUGCCGACGAGGCAGCUGGAGGGCUGAGCAUUUUCAGCCGGCCUGCAGGUUGA
Prorocentrum cordatum is the source of this 645-nucleotide messenger RNA. NCBI's taxonomy places the organism in Eukaryota, Dinophyceae, Prorocentrales, Prorocentraceae. The record is from the annotation of a GenBank genome assembly.